Messenger RNA from Corylus avellana, 680 nucleotides. RefSeq names its product large ribosomal subunit protein eL14z. NCBI's taxonomy places the organism in Eukaryota, Viridiplantae, Streptophyta, Magnoliopsida, Fagales, Betulaceae. Gene Ontology annotation, biological process: translation; ribosomal large subunit biogenesis. Gene Ontology annotation, molecular function: structural constituent of ribosome; RNA binding. The record is from RefSeq and is a predicted model, not a curated record. Gene Ontology annotation, cellular component: cytosolic large ribosomal subunit; ribosome.
CCAACACCAAAACCCGCUAUUUCUUUGUCCUCGCAAACCCUAGCUCUCCUCCUGCCUCCCACUUCGUUCCACACUCCUCCACCGAACUCCUUCGGAUCCCAGAAUCAAAAUGAGGUACGUGGAGAUUGGAAGAGUGGCGCUUGUGAACUACGGGAAGGAGUAUGGAAGACUUGUUGUGAUUGUGGAUGUUAUCGACCAAAAUUGGGCUCUUGUUGAUAACCCUGAUAUGGUAAGGACCAAAAUCAACUUAAAGAGGCUUUCCCUCACUGACUUUAAGAUUGACAUCAAGAGGGUUCCAAAGAAGAAGACUUUGAUUGAGGCCAUGGAGGCUGCUGAUGUGAAGAACAAAUGGGAGAACAGUUCCUGGGGAAGGAAGUUGAUUGUGCAGAAGAGAAGGGCCUCACUUACUGAUUUUGAUAGGUUCAAGCUAAUGUUGGCAAAAAUCAAGAAAAGCGGACUUGUCAGGCAGGAGCUUGCAAAACUCAAAAAGGAGAGUGCUGCCUAAGAUGGUUCAUCUUAUACAGAUUCUAUCUUGUUGCCGUUUUAUUACCCAUGCUAUUUAUUUAGAAUUAACUUUUUGGUUUGUUUUCAUAGAUGUUUUAAUUAAUAGUUGGAACCAAUCACCUGGUGUUUAUGUUUCAACAUUAUUGUGAAACCAUUGAGUAGAAACUUUUCAUGAA